AUGGCGGCAUCAGCGGAGGAGGCCGGCGCGCCGCGCUACAUCCUGAUUCCGCUGCACGGCACGGGCGAGGCGGUGGCGGUGGACGUGGAUCGCCUGCCGUCCGAUCACGGCGAUCUGGUCGACAUUCUCAAGGGCGAGCAGGCGCCGCUCGACUGCUGGCUGCACCUCGCGCGAGCGUACUUCAAGCAAGGCAACACAGCGGCGUUCCUGGACAUCCUAUCAGAAGGCACCUCGCCAGAUGCUGAGAGGGUGUAUGAGACGUCUCGCCACGAGCGCAUAGCGAUGCUGAACGCGCUGGGAGCGCACUACACGGGGCUGGGGCGCGUGGCACGGCGGCAGAAGCGGGACGAGGUGCUGAUCAAGGUGGUUGACUUCUACAACAAGGCUGCUCGCAUCAGCAGCGAAGCCGUGGCCACGUGGGUGGGGAAAGGGCAGCUGCAGCUGGUGAAGGGCGAGGUGCAUCAGGCGGAGGAGAUGUUCUCCCUCGCCCUCGCUGGCGCUCCUGACUACGUGCCCGCACUGCUUGGCAAGGCGUGUGUGCUCUUCCACAAGGCCAAGUUCCAAGACGCCCUCAACCUCUACAAGAAGGUUUUGCAGCUGCACCCCACGUGCCCCCCAUCAGUGCGUCUGGGCAUUGGCCUGUGCCAUCUGCGCCUCUUCGCCUCCUCAGCAGCCCGCCAGCCAGCAGCGGCACGCAGGGAGUUCCAUGCAGGCAAGGCCAGGCAGGCGCUGGAGCGGGUGCUGGAACUGGAGCCGGGGAAUGCAGACGCGCUCGUGGCGCUGGGAUUGCUGGAUAUCAAUUCAGACGAUGUCACAGCAGUGCAGCGGGGGCAGCAGCGCAUGCUGGCAGCGUUCCACGCCUUCCCCUUCCACCCCAUGGCCCUCAACCACCUCGCCAACCACGCCUUCCUCGCCGGCCCCUCUCUGCACGCCCUGGUCGACCCCCUGGCUGCGCUCGCCCUCGCCAGCACUGAAGCUGCUCUGCCGCGUGCUGAGGCGUAUUACUGCCUCGCACGUACCUAUCAUGCUCAGGGCGACAGGAAGAAGGCGUUUGCGUAUUACAAGGCGGCCACGGAGACGGUACAGCCAGGGGAGUUCGCCCUGCCCUACUAUGGGUUGGGGCAGAUUCAGCUGAGCCUGGGUGAUGCCAAGGCAGCACUGGGCACACUAGAGAAGGUGCUGGCCGUGCACCCCACCAACAGUGACGCGCUCAAGCUGGUGGGCGCCAUUCACCUACAGCAGGGCCGGCAGGACCAAGCACUGGCGUGCUUCCGCAAGAUCACCCAGCACUGCCCCUCCGACAUGGACGCGUGGUUGGAGGUGGGGGAGCUGCUCGUCUCCUCCGACCUCCCUGCUGCGCUCGAGUCUCUCAAGAAGGCAUACGAGCGCAUGGUGAAGGCGGUGGGCAAGGAGGGCGUGCCGUGGCAGCUGGUGAACAACAUUGCCGCGCUGCAGCAUGAGAGGGGCGCGUAUGAGGAGGCAGUGCAGGCGUACAAGGAGGCUUUGGGCCCACACGGGCCGUGGGCAGCCAUCCUGCACCUAGAGGACGCUAACGGUGGUGCGGACAAGGGGAGAGCAGCAGAGACGGCGCUACCAGUGGAGAAGGUGACGGUGGUGUUCAACCUCGCUCUCUCCCUCGAGCGCACCUGCUGCCUCACCCAGGCCGCUGCCCUCUACCGCCUCAUCCUCUCCCAGUACCCGUCCUACCUGGACUGCCAUCUGCGCCUGGCAGUCAUGGCACUGGACCGCCGAGACAACGCCACUGCCAUGACGCAUAUAUCAGCCGUGCUACAGCGCGCCCCAGACAGCGUGGACGCGUUGCUGCUGCGCAGCCGGGCGGAGGCAGACAGGGAUGACCAUGCAGCGGCCAAGGACACACUCAAGCGCAUCGUGGACCUCUCGCCUGAGAAGUGCACUGCCGCCCUUGUUGCCCUGGGCAACUGGAACUUGAACAUGAGUGCUCGCCCCACGCGGGACACCAAGGCAGAGGCGUCCUUCCUUGAGAAGGCCCGGGAGAUGUUCCACAAGGCGCUGACAGGCAGCAGCAGCAACAUGUAUGCGGCGAACGGGGUGGGCAGUGUGGUGGCGGAAAGGGGGCUGUUCGACGUGGCAAAGGACAUCUUCACCUCCGUGCAGGAAGCUUCCUCUGCUCCUGGCGCCACCGACCUACCAGACGUCUGGAUGAACCUCGCUAAUGUGCACCUGGCUAAGGGGGACUACGCUCUUGCUGUCAAGUUGUACGAGAAGACUCUGAAGCGUUUCUUUGCAAGCGGGGCAGUGGGGGCGAGCGGGGCCGAGGGCUUCCACUUGCGCACUUUGUCCUAUAUGGCGCGCGCGCAGUAUGAUGCCGACCAGCUGGCGCAGUGCCGCCGCUCGCUGCUGCUGGCGGUGCAUGUGGCGCCGAACAACGCCGCCCUGCGCUUCAACGUGGCAAUGGCGCUGCAGAAGAUGGCCGUGACUGUGCUGAAGCAGGAGAAACGGACGGCAGAGCAGGUUCGCAAGGUGGUGUCGGACUUGAAGACCGCCCUCCGCCUCUUCUCCCAGCUGGCAACACGGGGAGUGCAGGGGUCACAGGGGGGGGUGGACAAGAAGAAGGCCAACUCGCAUCUCGAGUACUGCCAGCAUGUGCUGAGCUCAGCCAAGCAGCACUUGGAGGUGGCGGAGAGGGAGGAGCAGCAGCGCAAGCAACGUGCGGAGGCGGAGAGGCAGGUGGCAGAGGUAGAGGCGUCGAAAAAGAGAGCGGAGGAGGAUAAGCUCGUGGAGGUAGGGUGCGGAGAGGCAGAGGAGGGACGAGGAGGAGAGGAGGCUGCUGGAGCAGGAGGAGGAGAUCAAGCGCCGCAUGGUAUGGUGGGGGGGAUGGGGGGGGAGAUGGUGGGUGGGAGGAGGGACGUGGAGGAGAGGAGGCUGCUGGAGCAGGAGGAAGAGGUGGGUGGGGUGUUGGGGGGAGGGGAGAGUUGUGGGUGGUGGGUGGGUUGGUCGUGGGUACGAGUUGGUGGGGGGGGGGAUGGGUGGUGGAAUUGGGACGGGAGAGACGAGCGGGAGGAAAGGCAUGAGGAUGAGAACCCGUGGGGGUCUGAUGGGGAGAGAGGAGGUGGAGGGGAAGGGUCGGGAGAUGAGGGAGGGAGUCCGAGGGGAGAGAGGAAGGGGAGAGGUGGAGGGGGCGAGGGGGAGGAGGAGGAUGCCCUGGCUGCAGCUGGGCUGGUGGAUGAGGAGGAGGAGGGAGGGGUUGCACGAGGGGACGGCAAUGACCAGGGAGUGCCCGCUCGCAAGCGGCGCCGGCAGCUGACAGAUUCGGAUGAGGAGGAGGCAGGUGGUGGCGCUGAUAAUGAGGCGCAUGAGGGGGGUAGUGCACCUGAUGCCGGGGAGGAGGCACCCCCACCGCCAUCCGGCACAGGUGAUGCAGAGGGCAUGCAGGAAGGGUGA
Closterium sp. Naga37s-1 is the source of this 3423-nucleotide messenger RNA. Lineage: Eukaryota; Viridiplantae; Streptophyta; Zygnematophyceae; Desmidiales; Closteriaceae. The record is from the annotation of a GenBank genome assembly.